AUGCGAUCAGCUUAUCAUUCAAUAUUAAAGUGGUCAUUUUUAACAGGAACAUCAACAAUAUUAUUAAAAUUAUGUUAUGAAAGUUUAUAUAAUGUAUCUUUAAGAACAUCAAAUAAAUCUAUAUCAACUUAUGAAAAUACUUUAAUUUCUUGGGCAUCAACUGGUCAACGUUCAAAAACAAUUCAAAAUAAAUUAAUUGAUACAAAAAUUCCUGAUAAUUUACAAUUCAUUGGUGCACAAAUUUAUUUUCGACAUGGCGCUCGGACACCACUUAGUUUAUUACCAGGACUUGAAGAAGUAUCUUAUACUAAAGAACAUAUUGAAAUUUAUCCACCAUCAAAAUGGGAUAUUAAAUUAAUUACAAAAUUAGGUAAUGAUAUUGUAUCAAAAGAUAAAAUAUUAUCAGCAAAUGAUAUUAUUGGUGAUAGAAUUAAACAAUUAAAAUCAGCUUCAGAUGUAAAAGUAGUUACAGGACAAUUAACAGCAAUUGGUGAAAAACAAUUAUAUCAACUUGGAAAAUUAAUAAGAUCUCAAAUAAUUAAACAAGAUAAUAAUGGACUUAUACCAAAUAUUUAUGAUCCAAAUAUUGUCUAUUGUCGAUCAACAUAUAUGAAUCGAACUAUAGCCAGUGCUCGAUCAUUUCUUGCUGGUCUAUUCUCAUCAGAAAAAGACGAUAAUAAAAUACAAGCUAAAGGUCCUUUCGAAAUUGAAGUUCAUAAUUUUCCAGAUGAAGAUAUGUUUCCAAAUUCAAAAAUGUAUCCAGCUCUAAAGAAAUGUCAUACAGCUUUAGAAUUAUAUAGAUUUUUACAUGAUGAUCAUGAUUUAAAAAAAGCUCGUCAAGCAUUAAUUAAUCAUAUUGGUGUUGAAGAUUAUCCUCAUGGAAUUGUUGAAUUAUAUGAUGAAUUUGUUUCAAGACAAGCACAUAAUUUUUCUAUUCCAAAAAAGUUUCUUGAAUUAACAAAAGAUUUUGAAGUAAUGUCUGCACGAGAAUUUGUUUCAAUGGCAACAUCAAUUGGUUUUGAUUUAUUUAUACGUUCAACAUGUGGACCACUUCUUUAUUUAAUGAAAGAAAAUUUUAAUUCAAUAGCAAAAAAUUAUCUUGAUGAAAAAGAAAAUAAUAUUAAAAAACCAUAUAAAAAAUUAUUUGUUUAUUCUGGUCAUGAUACAACAUUAAUUCCUUUAACAAUGGCACUUGAAAUUUUUGAAAUGCGAUGGCCAGAUUAUGGUUCAUAUAUUUUUAUGAAAUAUUAUGUAUCAAAAACAAAUCCUAAUGAAACAUAUGUUGCGGUUGAUUAUGCUGAUGAACCACAGAUAUUGCCUAAUUGUGAUAAUUAUUAUUGUCCUUAUUCAACAUUUUUGAAGAAUCUAGAAAAUCGUUUUGAAAAACCGAAAUAUUUAAAAAAUAAUUAG
Messenger RNA from Rotaria sordida, 1410 nucleotides. Lineage: Eukaryota; Metazoa; Rotifera; Eurotatoria; Philodinida; Philodinidae. The record is from the annotation of a GenBank genome assembly.